Molecule: messenger RNA, 2286 nt
Organism: Charadrius vociferus (killdeer)
Lineage: Eukaryota; Metazoa; Chordata; Aves; Charadriiformes; Charadriidae
Gene: PLS3
Product: plastin 3
Exons: 16
Coding region: 21-1934 (637 amino acids)
Biological process (GO): actin filament bundle assembly; actin filament network formation
Cellular component (GO): actin filament bundle; cytoplasm; actin filament
Molecular function (GO): actin filament binding; calcium ion binding
Source: RefSeq, a predicted model, not a curated record
GUGCUCCCUAAAUUCAUGAGAUGGCCAACACCAUGCAAAUCUCCAAAGAUGAGCUGGAGGAACUCAAGGAGGCCUUUGCCAAAGUUGACCUCAACAGCAACGGGUUCAUCUGCGACUAUGAGUUGCAUGAGCUCUUCAAGGAAGCCAACCUGCCUCUCCCUGGGUACAAAGUGAGAGAGAUUAUCCAGAAGCUCAUGAUCGACAGCGACAAGAAUAAAGAUGGGAAGAUUAGUUUUGAAGAGUUCGUCUAUAUUUUCCAAGAGGUGAAAAGCAGCGAUAUCGCUAAAACAUUCCGAAAAGCCAUUAACAGGAAGGAAGGAAUCUGUGCCAUCGGGGGAACCUCGGAGCUCUCCAGUGAGGGGACGCAGCACUCCUACUCAGAGGAAGAAAAAUAUGCCUUUGUAAACUGGAUAAACAAAGCUCUGGAAAAUGAUCCCGACUGCAGGCACGUUAUUCCAAUGAACCCAAAUACAGAUGACCUGUUCAAAGCUGUGGGAGAUGGGAUUGUGCUAUGCAAAAUGAUCAAUCUUUCUGUUCCGGACACCAUUGAUGAAAGAGCAAUUAACAAGAAGAAACUCACACCAUUCAUAAUUCAGGAGAACCUGAACCUGGCGUUGAAUUCCGCAUCCGCCAUCGGGUGUCAUGUUGUCAAUAUUGGUGCAGAGGACUUGAGGGAAGGGAAACCCCACCUGGUCCUUGGGCUUCUCUGGCAGAUCAUUAAGAUCGGCUUGUUUGCCGACAUCGAGCUCAGCAGAAAUGAAGCACUGGCUGCCUUACUUCGUGAUGGUGAAAAUCUGGAGGACCUUAUGAAGCUGUCCCCAGAAGAGCUGCUCCUAAGAUGGGCCAACUACCACUUGGAAAACGCAGGCUGGCACAAAAUCAAUAACUUCAGCUCGGAUAUCAAGCUUACAGAUUUCGGUAAUUCAGUAAAGGAUUCCAGAGCUUAUUUCCACCUCCUCAAUCAAAUUGCACCUAAAGGGCAGAAAGAAGGAGAGCCUCAGAUCGAUAUUAACAUGUCGGGUUUCAACGAAAAGGACGAUUUGCGGAGAGCAGAGUACAUGCUUCAGCAGGCAGAUCGGCUGGGCUGCCGGCAGUUCGUCACACCGGCUGAUGUGGUCAGUGGCAAUCCCAAACUGAACCUGGCCUUUGUUGCCAACCUGUUCAACAAGUACCCAGCACUUACCAAGCCUGAAAACCAGGACAUCGACUGGACCCUACUGGAAGGAGAAACGCGUGAGGAACGGACCUUCCGCAACUGGAUGAACUCCCUUGGGGUGAACCCCCAUGUAAAUCACCUCUAUGGCGAUCUCCAAGAUGCACUGGUAAUACUACAGUUAUAUGAAAAGAUCAAAGUUCCUGUUGACUGGAAUAAGGUUAACAAACCUCCGUACCCUAAGCUUGGAGCAAAUAUGAAAAAGCUAGAAAACUGUAACUACGCUGUAGACUUGGGAAAGCAUCCGGCUAAAUUCUCCCUGGUUGGCAUUGGAGGACAGGAUCUGAAUGACGGAAACCCAACGCUGACACUGGCCUUAGUCUGGCAGUUGAUGAGAAGGUACACGCUGAAUGUCCUGGAGGACCUGGGUGACGGUCAGAAAGCUAACGAUGACAUUAUAGUCAGCUGGGUAAACCAGACCCUGAAAGAAGCUGGCAAGUCCACCUCCAUACAGAACUUCAAGGACAAGACUAUCAGCACAAGCUUGGCAGUCGUGGACUUAAUUGAUGCUAUACAGCCUGGUUGUAUCAACUAUGACCUUGUAAAGACCGGUCAUUUAUCGGAAGAUGACAAACAAAAUAACGCUAAGUACGCUGUGUCCAUGGCAAGAAGAAUUGGUGCCAGAGUUUAUGCUCUUCCAGAAGACCUCGUGGAGGUGAAACCGAAGAUGGUCAUGACCGUGUUCGCCUGCUUGAUGGGCAGAGGAAUGAAGCGAGUAUAAAAGGGUUGAUCCAUGUAAAGGAAAUAAAAAAACAACCAAGAAAACGCAACAAAAACCCAACCUGCCACCCUGGGUGCAUGAGUAGCAGAUCAGCUGUGACCACGUUGAAAUGCUGUUGGCCUAGGAACUGUUGAAGUUCAAAAGGACUUUGUUUUGCUUUGCAAGACAAACUCUUAUCAAAAUUCUCAGGGAGAGGAGUUUUAACCAACAGACGUGCUCUUUUCCCAAAGGAAAGUUUAACUUACCAAGAGCUCACAGAAAUGCAUUCAUAACAGACCUGCAGCUUGCAAUACCGCUCUGGAGCUGUGUUUUUACCCCAUUAUUUCUGAGAUACUUGGGGCGUGGGUGAUUU